Messenger RNA from Mus pahari (shrew mouse), 1761 nucleotides. RefSeq names its product CD274 molecule (gene Cd274). The transcript has 7 exons. The record is from RefSeq and is a predicted model, not a curated record. Gene Ontology annotation, biological process: immune response; positive regulation of T cell proliferation; T cell costimulation. Bases 104 to 976 code for a protein of 290 amino acids. NCBI's taxonomy places the organism in Eukaryota, Metazoa, Chordata, Mammalia, Rodentia, Muridae. Gene Ontology annotation, cellular component: external side of plasma membrane.
AGCUCAGAUAAGACCAGGAAAUCGCGGUCCCCGAUCCUCAAGCCCGGCUGCUAGACCAACACGUUGCCAGCCUGUCUCCUCGCCUGCAGACAAUUCCCAAAACAUGAGGAUAUUUGCUGUCGUUAUAUUCACAGCCUGGUGUCACUUGCUACAGGCAUUUACUAUCACGGCUCCAAAGGACCUGUACGUGGUGGAGUAUGGCAGCAACGUCACGAUGGAGUGCAGAUUCCCUGUAGAACAGGAGCUGGACCUGCAUGCAUUAGUGGUGUACUGGGAAAAGGAAGACAAGCAAGUGAUUCAGCUUGUGGCGGGAGAGGAGGACAUAAAGCCUCAGCACAGUAGCUUCAGGGGGAGAGCCUCCUUGCCAAAGGACCAGCUUCUGAAGGGAAAUGCUGCACUUCAGAUCACGGAUGUCAAGCUGCAGGACGCAGGCGUCUACUGCUGCAUGAUCAGCUACGGCGGUGCGGACUACAAGCGAAUCACAUUGAAAGUCAAUGCCCCGUACCGCAAAAUCAACCAGAGAAUUUCCGUGGAUCCGGCCACUUCUGAGCAUGAACUAAUCUGUCAGGCUGAGGGUUACCCAGAAGCCGAAGUAAUCUGGACAAACAGUGACCACCAACCGGUGAGUGGGAAGAGAACUGUCACCACUUCCCGGACAGAGGAGAUGCUUCUCAAUGUAACCAGCAGUCUGAGGGUCAACGCCACAGCGAAUGAUGUUUUCUACUGUACGUUUUGGAGAUCACAGUCAGGGGAAAACCACACAGCUGAGCUGAUCAUCCCAGAACUGCCUGCAACACGUCUCCCACAAAACAGGACUCACUGGGUGCUUCUGGGAUCCAUCCUGUUGUUCCUCAUUGUAGGGUCCACGGUCCUCUUCUUCUUGAGAAAACAAGUGAGAAUGCUAGAUGUGGAAAAAUGCGGCAUCGAAGAUACAAGCUCAAAAAACCGAACCGAUACGCAAUUCGAGGAGACGUAAGCAGUGUUGAACCCUCUGAUCGUCGAUUGGCAGCUUGUGAUCUGUGAAAGAAAGGGCCCAUGGGACAUGAGUCCAAGGACUCAAAAUGGAACCUGAGAAGAGAACCAAGAGAGAAAGUGUUGGGAGAGGAGCCUCGAACAAGGACAUUUCUUCAGGAGACACUGCUAAGCAAGUUGCCCAUCAGUCACCUUGGGAAAUGAGGGUUCCUGACUUAACAGAUGAUCCUUGCACAGUGACCUUUUCAUCUACCCAGUGCCGGGAUGAGAGAUGGAGUCAUUGAGUGUUGAAGAAUGAGUGCCUUCUAUUUAUUUUGAGUCUGUGUGUUCUCGAUGUGGAUGUGUGAUUAUGACUGGUGAAUUCUCAAGACAUGAUAGAUGUUAAGAUGUAGUCACCGAACUCAACUGCUGCUUAGCAACCUCUGUAACUACUGGUACAAGCAAGGAAUAUAGAGGUCACCUGGUUGAUUUCACAGGCUCUUGCUGUCUGACUUAUCUUUAUUUUCAGUCCUUCAGGCUCUUCAGUAGCAGUUGUUGGGUUGGAGAGCACUCAACAUCUAAUCUCAUCACUGUAGCAACCCUCAUCACCAUAGCAACAGCUAACCUCUGUUAUACUCACUCCAUAGCCAAGAAGCUGAGAGACUUAAGUCACUUGCCCAUAGAGUAACAGCUGUCAGAGUUCUGUUCUUCAGCCACUGUCCUUUCAGGAUAGAAUUUGUACUUAAGAAAUUAAUUUAAAAACUGCGUAUUGAGUAGCAUUGUAUAUCACACCAUGCCUUGUGCACUGUG